UACACGCAACCGAUCCUUGGUGACAUCAUUUAUCUGCGCCACGCAGCUGGGAUAGCGAUGGCGGUGGCUCAAACAAAGCAAGAAAAAGAGGGAGAAGAUUGCUCUUUACUGCCCUUAGUUCAUGAUAUUAUCAAAUGCAUGGACAAAGACAGCCAGGAUGUCCACCAGGAGCUAGCCAAGCUGAAGGCGAAAAUCCAGGAGGCGCGGGAACAGAUCUCCGCCAUGCCGGGGAUCGACAGCAGCCCGGCGGAGCAGCAGCAGCAGCUGGCCACGCUGCGGGAGCAGGUCCGCACCAAGAACCAGCUGCUGCAGAAAUACAAGAGCCUGUGCAUGUUUGACGUGCCCAAAGCAUCGUGAAGAGCCUGGGGGCUGCACAUCUGCACUGACUGUGGUAAACUGGAGGAAGGACUGUAUUCCUCCUCAUCGUCACCUCUGGAGCAGAUCAACGUUUAUUUAUACUGAGAGACUUUUUUUUUUUUUUUUUUUUCAUGAGCGAGGACUUCAUGUGUCCAAAUGGCCCUGUUGGACGACAUUUUCAGCUCUUGUCAGUGGCCUUAUACCAUGUAGUUAAUCGUCUUCUUUGUGCUAGCCAUGCGAAACUGUUUAAUUUCCCUAUAAUAUAUAUUUUGUAAUAAAACGAAGUUUUCAUAAA
Messenger RNA from Myripristis murdjan (pinecone soldierfish), 652 nucleotides. RefSeq names its product mediator complex subunit 9 (gene med9). The transcript is spliced from 2 exons. The record is from RefSeq and is a predicted model, not a curated record. Gene Ontology annotation, biological process: regulation of transcription by RNA polymerase II. Gene Ontology annotation, cellular component: mediator complex. The coding region runs from base 58 to 357 and encodes 99 amino acids. NCBI's taxonomy places the organism in Eukaryota, Metazoa, Chordata, Actinopteri, Holocentriformes, Holocentridae. Gene Ontology annotation, molecular function: transcription coregulator activity.